UUCUCUAUCGUAAAACCUCUUGGGUAAAAACGUUAUUUCUUUUGGGGUGUGUAUAGCUACGCGCCUAGCGCUGCAAGUAUUUUGCCGGCUGCGCAAGCGAUAGAUAGCGCUAGGGCAUCGCGAUUCGAGCGCUCCGCCAGGGACUCGAGGCGCCAUCGCCAAUCCAGCUCCCGGAAGAAGGCGCAGCGACCUCGGCGAAAUCGAGCAGCGAAAUGGCUGCGGUUGGGGUUUUGGAAUCGUCGUGAUCAGAUCAGCGCUGAUGCCAGAGCUUGCAGAUCGCCGCCGUGAUUCAUACACCAGAAGCUGGGGCUGGAUCCCAAAUCCGCUGUGAAUGAAUCGAUCUGGCGGCAUGGAAUGGGUCUAGCCUAGUCUAGAGCGGGGUUUGCAAGGGGGCAUUUCUUCGAUACAGGCGUACGAUCUCUUGCCAGGUAUGAAAAAGAGAUGGAGAAACUUCUUUCCGGUCAAGAGCUCUUCAUCAAAGAUCGACAACUCUUCCGGCGGGGACAACAAGCCCUCCAGCAAUCCAUCGCCACUCCACAGCAAUGGUAGAAGCCAGGGAUAUGUAGCACAACAAGGAACAGUGGCUGUGCCGCGAUGGAGUACUCCCAAUGACGUCAUGAACUCCAAUUCGAUCACUCUUGGGAUGGUGAUGGGCAGCAAACAGGAUCUUAGACACCUUCCUGGGUCGCCUGUAGAUGGGCCGCCUGCGAAUUCCUCUUCCGGAUUUGAGCACUUACCUUCGUUCAAGGACGUGCCUAGCUCGGAGAAGCUGGCGCUGCUCGGGAGGAAACUCAAGCUUUGCAGUGUUCUAUCUGACUUCACGGAUCCCUCGAAGAACAUCAAGGAGAAGGAGGUGAAACGGCAGACUUUGGUCGAGACGGUGGAUUUUAUAGGCUCUCCAGGGAACAUCAAGCUCAACGAGGUGGCGUACGAAGAGAUCGUGAAGAUGGUUUCGGUGAACUUGUUCCGGUCAUUGCCACCUUCGCCGCAUUCUAGCUCUGUCUCCGAAGGGCAUGAUCCGGAAGAAGAGGAGCCAACCAUGGAUCCGGCAUGGCCUCAUCUCUCACUCGUCUAUGAGCUCCUCCUGAGAUUUGUUGCGUCACCGGAAACGGAUGCAAAGCAGGCUAAGAGGUACAUUGAUCAUGCAUUCGUACUGAGGCUGCUGGAUCUCUUUGAUUCGGAGGACCCGCGCGAGAGAGAUUACUUGAAGACCAUCCUUCACCGGAUUUACGGGAAGUUCAUGGUCCACCGUCCAUUCAUCAGGAAGGCUAUCAACAACAUUUUCUACAGGUUCAUCUUUGAGACGGAAAAGCACAAUGGCAUUGCCGAGCUUCUUGAGAUCUUGGGGAGCAUAAUCAACGGCUUUGCGCUGCCACUCAAGGAAGAGCACAAGUUGUUUCUCGUCAGGGCGCUGAUUCCAUUGCACAAGCCGAAAUGUGUGUCACUCUACCACCAGCAGCUUUCUUACUGCAUCACUCAGUUUGUGGAGAAAGAUAUGAAGCUGGCGGACACGGUGAUCCGGGGCUUACUCAAGUACUGGCCGAUCACUAACAGUCAGAAGGAGGUGCUGUUUCUUGCCGAGUUGGAGGAGGUUUUAGAGGCGACUCAAGCACCAGAGUUCCAACGCUGUAUGCUGCCGUUGUUUCGGCAAGUCAGUCGCUGUCUCAACAGUUCGCAUUUCCAGGUGGCGGAACGUGCUCUGUUCUUGUGGAACAAUGAUCAUAUUAUCAGCCUGGUGACUCAGAACCGUCAAACAGUGCUGCCUCUCGUGUUCUCAGCAUUGGAGAGAAACACCAGGAAUCACUGGAACCAGACCGUGCACGGGUUAACUGUCAACGUACGGAAGAUGUUUCUGGAGAUGGACAAAGAUCUUUUCGACGAGUGUCAGCGCAAGUAUCUCGAGGAAGAGGAGAAGUCAAAGGGCCUGGAAGAAAAACGGGAGAACAACUGGAAGCGGUUGGAAGCAGCUGCCGCGUCUAGGAUCGAGGCUACGGGUGGUUCGAAGACCAACACGCUUGGUUUGCCGCUGGGUGUGAUAGCUGUUGCUGGAAGCUGAGCAGGCCAGAUGGAUCCUCGUUCAGUUUCUUCUUCAGCGAGCUCGCGAACGUCCCAGGUAUUUUGCCACGGGCGUUUUGCGUCGAGAGAGAUCUUUGUGCUUACUCACGGGAUCGUGUAUCUAUAUUUACUAGCGCAGCUCCUUAUGAGGUGGAGGAUCAGCGACACGACUUGAGAGUGUGUUUCAAAUGAAUCAAGGGGCUGUUUCUUGUAUAAAGCAGAUUUCUCUUACUUUAUUGUGUA
This is a messenger RNA of Selaginella moellendorffii, 2298 nucleotides long. RefSeq names its product serine/threonine protein phosphatase 2A 57 kDa regulatory subunit B' theta isoform. Gene Ontology annotation, cellular component: protein phosphatase type 2A complex. NCBI's taxonomy places the organism in Eukaryota, Viridiplantae, Streptophyta, Lycopodiopsida, Selaginellales, Selaginellaceae. The coding region runs from base 431 to 2056 and encodes 541 amino acids. Gene Ontology annotation, molecular function: protein phosphatase regulator activity. Gene Ontology annotation, biological process: signal transduction. The record is from RefSeq and is a predicted model, not a curated record. The transcript has 3 exons.